This is a messenger RNA of Lithohypha guttulata, 216 nucleotides long. RefSeq lists its product as uncharacterized. The record is from RefSeq and is a predicted model, not a curated record. Bases 1 to 216 code for a protein of 71 amino acids. The transcript has a single exon. Lineage: Eukaryota; Fungi; Ascomycota; Eurotiomycetes; Chaetothyriales; Trichomeriaceae.
AUGUCUAGCAACGACCACAACGGCAAGGGGUCGACGUCCAAUUCAGGCGCGUACUUCUCCGGCCCAAAUUCGUAUCAAGGAUCCUACUCGUCUUCUGGUGGCUACCAGUCAGGAUCCAAGUAUCCGCCAUAUGGCACUAACCGCGAAUAUGGUCAGGGUCAUCAUAAAGUCAAACAUGCCCCUAGCUAUGAACGCAUUCGACCGAAGAAGCCGUAG